CCUGUAUCAAUCCACUCUCGGGAUUUCAUUUACCAGCUCUCAUCGAGAACUCAUUCUGCCUCGGCUCACGAAGUCGCAACUCUUGAUACUCACAAUCGUGCGGGCGCUCUCGUGCGCAGUAGCCCAUCGCUGAAAGGUGGGAGGACGAGAAAGAGGGUGGGGAGACCAUCCAUUCACAUCCGAUUCACAUCCCUUGAUUACGUCGGCGGUACUGUAGCUCACACUGUCCAGCGCAUCAACGCCAGACUGAAAAGGACGGUCACAACUACGACGACGACGACGACGACGACGACGACGACGACGACCAAGAUUGCUGGAUCCUCGCGGCCACGUUCGCUUCCCAACCCGUCCGUCGCAGCUGCGUAGGGGAAAAAGUGAAGACGGCUCGUUUGCACCUCGCUCGCUCGCCAGCUACCCGAGCAGACUGCCAGCUUGAAAGCCCGCCUGGCCGGGGGAAGGAGGACGUAAUAGCGGGCAGCAAACCAAGACAGACAGACUCGCAGGGCCCGCCACCAGCAUGUCCUCGUCCGGGGCCGGUCAUCACCACCACCAACACCCUCAUCACCCCCUUCACGGUGCGGGAGGCAGUGCGGCGGCAGCGGCAUCGUCGUCGUCGUCUUCGCCCGCGUACCACCUCCAUCAUCAUCAUUUUUCAUCCCCAUAUGCCGCAGCCCUCGCAUCCGCAGCCGCAGCCGGCGCCUCCGCGCCCGCCAUUCACUCCGGCUCGGAGGAGCGGAGCGAGGAUGAGUAUGACGAGGACGACGUGACGCCCGGGAUGCGCGACCGCCAAGCUCGCGGCAAGGACCCGUAUAAGGGCACGGGCCACAGCGACUCUGACGAAGACGAGGAUGAAGACGGGGAUGAUGACGACGAUGGGGAUGAGGGGGAUGACGAUGAUGGAGACGAGGAAGACGACGAGCUGGAGGUGGGCAGCGACGGCGUGACGCGGAGGCGAAUGAGGCUCGGGAGGGGGUCAGUCCUUCUCUUUCACCUUGCCACCUUUUCCUUCUUUUGCCCCCCUCGCUUCGUUUUCCCGGCCAAUGGAUAUGAGCUCACUACUGACCUGGGAGAAACAAACAGUAUCAAGGCAGAGCCGUUCGAAGACCGCGAGCGCAGGGGCUUUGCCCUCGCCGUGCUCGACAGCCCCGAACAGCUGAUGAUGUACGCCCAGGGCGCCGGCGACGUGCGUUUUGCCAACUCCUUCCCUCCCCUUUCCUUACUCGCCCUUUCCCAACCCCCACCCUCGCCCUUUGGGCGUCACUUUGGGCGUCACAAAACAAGCCCAUCCAGCUAGCUGACUACGGCCGGAAACCCGGCCUGCAGAGUAUCCCCAGCCAGCGGCGGCGCUUCAGCGCCAUGCUCGCCGGCUUCGAGCCGCUGCCCGCGUCGGCCGACAACGGCUUGUCCGGCGGAGGGCGCUGUCCCCGCAGGAAGAAGAGGCUGCUGCUGCCCCAUCAGCAGCAGCAGCACCAGCAGCGGAGGAACGCGCGGGGCGGCAAGAAGAGGGCUGGAUAGAAAGGAGGAGUACCGGCAUGGGAGCUACGGGGCACGUGGCAGACGUUGUUGUUUGGGAUUGGCAUCGAGUUCGGGUUCGUCCCGACUCCCAUGCCAUGCCAUGCCAUGCCAUGCUAUGCAUCAUGGCAGCCACGACACAUGAGAAUGAGAAACACGCAUAAUAGGCGGGUUAGCACACGACCGUAAUGGCAGUUAUGAAACAUUAAAGAGUCAUGACACAGGGGUCCCGUGAACCGUCUCUUUCUUUCUUUAG
Messenger RNA from Purpureocillium takamizusanense, 1768 nucleotides. RefSeq lists its product as uncharacterized. NCBI's taxonomy places the organism in Eukaryota, Fungi, Ascomycota, Sordariomycetes, Hypocreales, Ophiocordycipitaceae. The record is from RefSeq and is a predicted model, not a curated record. The transcript has a single exon. The coding region runs from base 518 to 1294 and encodes 258 amino acids.